CUUUUGGCAUUGGUUAUGCUUACCCAAAGAACCUACAAGUGAAUCAGGGUGACACGGUUCGCUGGACUUGGCAUCACCCAACCUGGGUGCCGGAUGAACCGAGAGUGCAACAGACCACUAAUGCUAGUUCUAUUGAAGCCGAAACCGAUGGUUUCGGUAGUGGUCCCACUGGAACAAAAACAGGCGCUUUUGAAUUCAAGUUUAAUACAUUGGGCACCAAAUACUUUUGGAGUGAUUAUGUAGAUAUCUAUACAACUACAUGGUUCCGAGGGUCCAUUAGCGUGGUAACCAAGGCAUCGUAUGUUGGAGACUUAAGUGUCAAAAUUGGUGGAAUUGAGGCUGUCUAUGACAAGAAUUCGGGGGUUGGCAAUCCUUCAGCGUCCGGAUCCUGUGUCGGUACACUUAGUACUAUAUCCGGCUGUUCAGAUCCUGCACCUACGGGUGGAGAUUCUGGAAAGUUUAACUUCAAGUUCUGGUCAUGUCUGACACCAACAAUUACAUCAAUCAGCAGGAAUAAUGGAACAGCCAAUGAUGAUAUCGUUUUAACUGGAACUGGACUGUCAACCACUAAAUGCCAGAACGAGGUCUUGUUUGGUAGCGAUUCUUGUGCAGUUUCCGCCGCCACUGCUUCAUCCCUUACAUGUAAGCUUGACUCAUCUUCAAGUCCCCCUGUCGGUGUACAGCAGGCAUUAGAUGUCCGUGUAGGAAACCUGGGAAGCGCCCGUAUAGCCAUUCCCGGCCAGAUAGCCAAGACAUUUGCUGCAAUUCCUGUUGUUUCUAGUUUCUCUCCUGUUUUGGGAUCAUUGGAAGGAAGUACACCACUGACCAUCACUGGAGCAGGAUUUCAAGGUACUAUGUCGGAUGUCACGGUGACAAUUGGGGGUUAUCCUUGCCCUAUCAACUCUCUCUCCUACACUAACAUUGUCUGUUUCACUCCAUCGUCGCUGACUGAUGGGACCAAAUCACUAGAGGUUAAGGUCAGUGCCACAGGACAGAUGGUGACUGCAGAAUGUGAUGCCCAGUCGUGUGAUUAUACCUACGACCUUGGAUCUACUCCUAGCGUUGAAUCUGUUUCACCCACAACACUAGACGGUUCUUCAGCGACAUUGACUAUUACCGGGAAGAGAUUUGGAAGUACUAGAGCAGACGUAAGUGUGACUGUAGGGGGCGAGGUUUGCGCUGUAACAAUUGCUGCAGAUACCAAAAUACAAUGUACCAUUUCUGCUGUUCCAGUAGGCUCCCAGUCAUUGGUUGUAGAUGUUACGCCGAAAGGUCGCUCAAAGCACGACCCGUCACCCGUUACUGUCACUGGUCAAGCAGUGAUAAGUUCUGUCAGCCCAUCAGCCGGAAGUACUAACGGCGGCACCUCGGUUUCCAUCUUUGGUAAUGGAUUCGGUGCGGACGCCAGUGUCACUAUAGAUGGCACUGACUGCCAAGUUACCUCUGUAACACUCUCGCAGGUCGUCUGCACCACAGCUGCGCACGCUGCCGCAAAUAAUCUUGACCUUAUUGUAACAUCAGGAGGAACUACCUAUUCAAGUGAGACAUUUAGUCACACCGUUGGAGCCACGCCAGUGGUAGCAUCCGUCUCACCAACAUCCGGGUCUUCGGGAGACACUAUCACAUUGAGUGGUUCAAAUUUUGGGGUAAACACAAUCGACAACAAUGUCACUCUGGGUGGCAGGGAGUGCCCUGUGACGUCGGCCUCAACUACGGAGAUAACUUGCAUUGUUGGUAACUACAGGGCCGGAAGCUAUGAGUUACUAGUGGAUGUCGCAGGCAGCGGACUCUCAAAUAACGACAAGACAUUUACCUUCGAUAUGUCUGCUUCUAGUAUCAGUCCCAAUUCAGGAAGUACAAGUGGUGACCAGACGGUGACAAUAUCAGGAUCCGGAUUUGAUAACACCACAUCAGUGACCAUUUGUUCCCAGCCAUGUAUCCGAUCAACCAAAUACAAUUCCACAGAAACACAAUUUAUCUGUGUCACACCUGCUUCAACAGGCACCACAACACAGGCCUGUACUGUAUCUAUCACCGUUAAUGCUGUCACCCAGACGCUUAGUUACACAUAUGAUUCGACAAAGACACCGGACAUCACAGGAGUAACCCCAACACGUGGUGGUACAGGAGGUGGGACACGUAUCACAGUUGCAGGUUCAGGAUUCGGAACGACAGCGUCUGACUGUGCCGUAAGUAUAGAGGGCAGUGUGUGUGCAGUCGUCAGCGUCAGUGCUAGCCAAAUUAUAUGUGACACGGGUUCUAUUCCCGCUUCAGUCCGAGGCAAGGUCCGAGUGGAGAUCGCCGGAAAUGGUCAAGCCAGACAGACUUCCGCGGAUUAUCAUUACGUUGAUGUCUGGUCAUCAGUGUAUUCCUGGGGAGGGGUGUCACUGCCAACAGAUGGCGACCUUGUCGUUAUCCAAGCCGGCCAAACAAUCUACCUAGACACGACCACCGCCACUCUCAAAAUGCUUCUUAUUCAAGGGGGAGAACUCAUUUUCGAUGACAACCAAGAUGUGGAAUUGAAUUCAGAAAUUGUUUUAGUCACAAACGGAGGACUGUUUCAGGUUGGAACAGAACAAACACCUUUUCAACACAAAGCAACCAUUACCUUACAUGGACAUCAUCGCAGUAAAGAGCUCCCAAUAUAUGGUACUAAGACGCUGGCUAUCCGUGAAGGCACAUUGGACCUGCAUGGUAUACCGACACCAGUUACCUGGACGAAACUUUCACAAACAGCUGCUGCAGGUACAAACGUUAUUAAACUCGACCAAGCUGUUAAUUGGAAUGUAGGAGAUCAGAUCAUCAUUGCCACAACUGGCGACAUGAAGUCACAGUCUCAGAACGAACUCAAAACCAUCACAGCGAUAGCCGGAGACCUAAAGACCUUGACCUUAGACUCUAAUCUCGCAAACGAGCACAUUGCCGUCACUGAAAGUUUUGGAACCAGCGCUAACGCAGCCACCAUGAAUUUUGCAGCUGAAGUCGGUCUCUUAACACAUAAUGUUAAAGUUCAGGGCACAAGUGACGCGCAGUGGAUUGAGAAAAUUGAAGCAUGUCCUGACGGCUUUGAUACUGGUGAGUUUGCCACCCAGACAUGUUUUCAAGGACGUUUUGGCGAAGAAAUGGGAAGCGAUCAAUUUGGCGGCCAAAUAAUGAUUCAUGCCCCCGAGUACGACACACAUAGAUCUACUGGCCGUUUACAAUAUGUAGAAUUAUUCCACAUGGGUCAGGCCUUUAGACUGGGACGCUAUCCUGUGCAUUUCCAUCUCAAUGGCGACAUGUCACACUGUUACGUCCGUGGACUGGGCAUCCAUGAAACGUUCAACCGUGCCGUGAAUAUACAUGGUACAAAAAAUCUGCUUGUUGAACACGUUGUUAUCUAUAACGUUAUGGGAGGUGCCUUCUUCUUCGAGGACGGCAUUGAGACUGGUAACAUUAUCCAGUACAACCUAGCUGUGUUCGUACGGGAGAGUUCAAGUCUACUUAACGAUGAUGUCACUCCAGCAUCCUUCUGGAUUACAAAUCCGAACAAUACACUCCAGCACAACCACGCUGCCGGUGGAUCUCACUUUGGAUUCUGGUACCGCAUGCAUGACCAUCCGGAAGGGCCAUCAUUUACCCGCUCUGUCUGUCCCAAACUGAUCACGUUGGGUACAUUCUUCAACAAUAGUGCUCACUCAUUUGGUUGGUUUGGUCUUUGGAUCUUUCCUACAUACACACCUAGAGUAGACGGUAUUUGUGGAUCUUCUGUGCCACAACCCGUAAAUUUUGAUACAUUCGAUGCUUGGAAUAACGAAAAAGGCGUAGAGACUGUGAACACCGGCGCCCUCCAGUUCAGUAAAAUCCGUGCAGUAGCAAACAAAAAGGCUGGAUUUGAAGGCAAACUUAUUGUGGAAGGUGAAGAUUCUUCAAAUCCGUCAAAUGAAGCUGCUAUCAAGGACUCCCUAAUUGUUGGUUACGCGUCAUUUUCACCUAAUUCUGUCUGUACUAAUGGAGCUAUUGUGCUUCCAUACGGAUUCAUGUUUGGGGUAACAAAUGUUGAAUUUGUCAAUUUUGAUAAAUCGAGCUGUUCCGCCUUUACCUGGACAAGAAUAGACGGUACAUGUGGUGACCAAUGUGGUGGGUACUAUUACAAAACAUCAGGUCUGACCUGGACAAAUUCUCCCAAUCGUGGCCGAUAUGAAUGGUUAUUCGAGGGCGUUCUACAUGAUCUUGAUGGCACUUUGUGCAACAGUGUAAAUUGUAAAGUCGUACCAAGUACUGGAACACUCCCACCCAGUUGUACUGCAUUCUCCGAUUUCAAUUACGGCAUACCCGCAAGUGUAUGUCCUUCUUCUGUCAAGUUCCACAGGUUUGGUUUUAAUAACAUUUUGCCUGCUUCUUUAGAAUUCAAGCAAACAAAUUUGACAAAUCAGUACGGAUCAUCCCUCGGCGAGUAUCGUGAAAAACGAAUCACUCACAAGGGCGGCUGGGUAGUAUUACUCGUUAGUACCGAGACCUAUUCUCUUACUUUUGUUGACGCUGCAAUCCAAACGAAUCUCAGUUUCUCUGGCACACUUUACCAUUUCGAGAACAAUGACUAUAUUUAUCUGCGUCAAAAAGUAAACAAGAAACCAGACAGACUAAAGAGUGACGCCCGUGGAUUUGUCGAGUCAUCUGAUGUGACUCUGGAUCCUAGCGUUCAUGUAAACGGGGACUGGACAUACGAUCAUUAUACCAACGAAAUCACAAUUCUUGUAAAAGGAAGUGGUGGAGCGAGCGGUAGAAAAAAGCGUGGUUCUCCCGCUUUGCCAACCGGUAUCGCCAGUAUAUCAUUCGAUUUUCAGGCCUUCAAAUGUUUCUACGCCAACUGUACACCACCACCGGAUCCUAACACAGUACCCCCUGUCACUCAGCGACCAUCGGAUUUCGUGUAUUGGUCAGAGGCAAACUCUUGGACUUGGCUUAACAAUACACUUCCAGUAGCCAAUACUGACCUGACUAUUCCACAAGAGGUGUGGAUGGUAGCAGACAUGGCUAUUCCCUCACUCAAUAAGUUAAUCCUGUAUGGCGUCUUGGAGUUUGAUCACGGCACGUCAGCUCCUUACCGUGACAUUGACCUCAAUGCCACCCACAUCAUCAUUCUGGGAGGGCGACUUAUAAUAGGAUGGCCGGAUGCUCCCUACCUCGGUAACUCUCAAGUCAUCCUUAGAGGCAGCUGGGAUAGUGACGAGUACACAGAUCUCACCAAUGCUCCAACUGUGGGGGCGAAGGCAAUUGGUGUAUUUGGAGGCCUUGACCUUCACGGGAUCGAUGUUGGGGUGUCAUGGACACGGUUAGCUUCGACAGCGAACGCCGGGGCAUCCACAAUCUCUUUAGCACAGGCUGUCAACUGGACUGCGGGUAGCGACAUCGUUCUAGCGACAACAAGUUAUGAUAUGUGGGAAACAGAGACAUUCAGGAUCACUGGAGUAUCUACUGAUGGACUGACGCUUACCCUUAACAGCUCGUUACUGUACAAACAUGUUGUCCAUUCGGAGACAAUAAAUGGAAAAACCAUCAGUCUUGGAGCCGAGGUUGGACUUCUCUCAAGAAAUGUCAAAGUCGUCGGCGAGGACUAUUCUAGAAUGUUUAAGGAAUCAUUUGGUGCCCGGACGUUAGUAGGAACAGCACAAAAAGGAAGCAGCCAGUAUAUUGGUUAUGCUCGCUUGAGCAAUGUGGAGUUUUUCCACACGGGACAGGAAAGCUACACCGAAUUCUACGAUGCACGAUUUUCAUUGACAUUCCUUGAUGGUGGAACAGUCAGCAAUAUUAAACCUUCAUACAUAAACAAAUGCGCCUUCCACAACGGGUUUUCUCCGGCUAUUGGUGUUUUCGGAACGCAUGGUUUGCCCAUAGAAGAUAACGUCGUUCAUCAUGCAAUCUGGUGGGGUAUUGAAACGUCUUCUGAUGAUACACGACUGCGCCGAAACCUGGUAACACUUGUUGUAUGGGAAGGAGCGUACCAAGACCGUCAAGAACCAUUCAACUUCCGCUACAAUGGUGGAAUUCAAGCUCCAGAUGCCAAGGCUAUUAUAAUUGAGGAUAAUGUUGUAGCGGGAGCUGAAAGGGUUGCCUACAGGUUAGGCGCCAUUGAAUGCGGUGCUGUUGGUUAUGGAAGUAAUCUGGCUCACAGUUCCCUAAUGGGAUUCGGGAUAUUUCCCGAAGACAAGUUAACAGUUUCAUGUGUUCAAAUUUCAAAUUUCACAGUUUGGAAAUCUCGAGACGGUGGUAUUUUUUAUGAGAACAGUCCAAGUGCGGAAAUAAAAGACGUUGUCCUAGUUGAAAACACUGUGGGUACUGCACCGUUUAUUGUUGGCCCAUCAGCUGUUGGGCACGAAACUGCUGAUAAGUAUGUCUUAAUCAAAGAUUCGACAAUAGUUGGUGCGACAACUUCUUUUGACUGCACAUCUGACGCAUUGAAAUCUGAUGAAAAUGUUCAAUUUAGCAGCCAAGGUCGCACGUGGAACACAGAUGGUAGUCACAUCGGCAUUGGGUUUACUAAUUUCUUCCAAUCAUCCAAUAAUAUGCCAAUGAAGCCACAUUAUGGGACCAUGUCUUACUCUUCGGUGUUCGGAGUAAUGAAACUUGACGGUGUGUCAUUUGCUCAUUUCAAAACAACUUGUGGCAGGAACGACUUCGCUGUAACCACGAAUGCGAAAGGCGACGAUGGCCAACAUCCGAUUGAAUCGAAGAACGCAUUUACCACUGAUGUAGCAACAAAUAACAAAAUAUUCUAUCACAGACCAAAUGUGGGAAAAAUUAACAGUGCCGAUUGUGUGGAUAUGGACUGUGAUGGUCUGAAAAAGGAUUUGUUUUCUGACCAGGACGGUACUUUCCUUGGAAGUGUUGGAGCAGUUAUUUCAGAAUCGGAAUGGCAGUGGGGUGGUGAUCCACGCAGAGGUCUUGGUGAUUACAGAAUUCCAAAAUCAAUGCUUACUGAACUAAAUGGAACGCGCAUACCGGUCAAUAACAUAGCACCUAACAAAGGUAUCAUCCGCAACAGCAACUGUGUUUUACACUCGGCAUGGCAGGCUUAUGAGUGUCACAACCUCAACUACAGGAUUCUUAUCAUCGAAAGUAUGGAUUCGGACACUGAGACCCGCCGAGUAUCACCUGUUGCUAUUCUGGGAGACGGGUAUCUUGAUCUCAUCAAUGGCCCCCAGGAUCAUGGAUGGUGUAGCGGCUACACCUGUCGUAAACGACUUUCAACCUUUAUGGCCAUGGUGGCUACAGAAAAAGAAUACCUCCUUCACUUUACUGGAACAUCGCCCCAACAUAUUCGAUAUUUCCUGCUGAACUCCGACGAUACAGAAUCAGUCAAGCUUGCAGUCUGGUAUUCUCAGCCUAAUAGGCGCGAUCUCUAUGUCGAUGGAAAUUUAGUUGCUCCGAAAAAUGGUAGAACAGUGAACGGUGCUUACAUACUAGACCCGCCCACGUAUCCUGAAGAAUUCAUGCCAAAUAUCACAGACACGUCUGGUGAGAAUUACUACGACCGUGACUCUGGACUUCUCCAUUUCACUAUCAGAGGGAAAAAAGCAGUUGAGGUCAGAACGGAUCCUUCAGUAAUCGUUUUUCCAAUUCCCGGCAAUGACAGUAGAUCAAUUUUAUGGACCACAAAUGAUACAGCACCUUGCUGCAUUCUUCGAUCUCCCUCCCAAUAAGGUCAGACUCGUAAAGGUAGUAAGGGAGACAACUCCAGCAGGA
Molecule: messenger RNA, 7725 nt
Organism: Ylistrum balloti
Lineage: Eukaryota; Metazoa; Mollusca; Bivalvia; Pectinida; Pectinidae
Product: fibrocystin-L-like
Source: RefSeq, a predicted model, not a curated record